This is a messenger RNA of Jaculus jaculus (lesser Egyptian jerboa), 2294 nucleotides long. It is a transcript of the gene Casq2, whose product is annotated as calsequestrin 2. Gene Ontology annotation, biological process: regulation of cardiac muscle contraction by regulation of the release of sequestered calcium ion. The transcript has 11 exons. The record is from RefSeq and is a predicted model, not a curated record. Bases 133 to 1356 code for a protein of 407 amino acids. Gene Ontology annotation, cellular component: sarcoplasmic reticulum lumen. Gene Ontology annotation, molecular function: calcium ion binding. NCBI's taxonomy places the organism in Eukaryota, Metazoa, Chordata, Mammalia, Rodentia, Dipodidae.
CACAGUUUGUGGGACCCCAGGAGGUGAGAAGGAACAGCCUCUGCUCCCGGCUGGGCCCCGCAAGGCUACCAACAGUCUCCAUCUCUCCCACACUCAGCUAUUUUGGGGAGUGAGAACCCCAACUUUUUCCAGAUGAAGAGAGCUCACCUGCUGGUCGUGGGGGUCUACUUGCUGGCCUCUUGCAGGGCAGAGGAGGGGCUGAAGUUCCCCACGUACGAUGGGAAGGACCGAGUGGUAAGCCUUUCGGAGAAGAACUUCAAGCAGAUUUUGAAGAAGUAUGACUUGCUCUGCCUGUACUACCAUGAGCCUGUGUCUUCAGACAAGGUCGCGCAAAAGCAGUUCCAGCUCAGAGAGGUUGUGCUGGAGCUUGUGGCCCAGGUCCUGGAACAUAAAAACAUAGGCUUUGUGAUGGUGGAUGCCAAGAAAGAAGCCAAGCUUGCCAAGAAACUGGGUUUUGAUGAGGAAGGAAGCCUGUAUGUUCUAAAAGGUGACCGCACAGUUGAGUUUGAUGGCGAAUUUGCAGCUGAUGUCUUGGUGGAGUUUCUCUUGGAUCUCAUUGAAGACCCAGUGGAGAUCAUCAACAACAAGCUGGAAGUCCAAGCCUUUGAACGCAUCGAGGACCAGAUCAAACUCAUCGGCUUUUUCAAGAAUGAGGACUCAGAAUAUUACAAAGCGUUCCAAGAGGCAGCUGAACACUUCCAGCCUUACAUCAAGUUUUUUGCCACCUUUGACAAGGGGGUUGCAAAGAGAUUGUCCUUGAAGAUGAAUGAAGUUGACUUCUAUGAGCCAUUUAUGGACGAGCCCAUUGUCAUCCCUAACAGACCGUACACAGAAGAGGAGCUCGUGGAGUUUGUGAAGGAACACCAAAGACCCACUCUGCGCCGCCUGCGCCCAGAAGACAUGUUUGAAACAUGGGAAGAUGAUCUGAAUGGGAUCCACAUUGUUGCCUUUGCGGAGAAGAGUGACCCAGAUGGUUACGAGUUCCUGGAGAUCCUAAAGCAAGUUGCCCGGGACAACACUGACAACCCUGACCUAAGUAUCCUGUGGAUUGACCCAGAUGACUUUCCUCUGCUUGUUGCUUAUUGGGAGAAGACUUUCAAGAUUGACCUGUUCAAGCCGCAGAUUGGAGUGGUGAAUGUGACCGAUGCUGACAGUGUCUGGAUGGAGAUCCCAGAUGAUGACGACCUGCCCACGGCCGAGGAGCUGGAAGACUGGGUCGAGGACGUACUCUCUGGAAAGAUCAACACUGAAGAUGAUGACGAUGAGGAUGAAGAUGACAAUGGCAAUGACGAUGGAGACAACGAUAAUUCUGAUGAGGAGGACAACGACGACAGUGAUGAUGACGAUGAUGAAUAGCUUCAGCCCUAAAUGAGUCUGGUGACAAGCGAGUCGCAGCUACCCACUACCACACAGACAGCCUAAGGUGGCAGCAAGCAGCGUGCCCACAGCCAGUCCCUCUCUUCCCCUCCCAAAAUCUCUUCCCCCUUGCGUCUCGCCAGGAGACGUGCAUUCCAGCAGACGCCUUUCAGAGCCAGCCGCCCUGCUCAGCAGGGACAAGAGGGGAACGAUUCCCAUGCGGCCCUGUCACAUGGUCAGCAUCAGGGAACAGUUUCUGUUCUUCGCUAGACCUUCCAGGGUCAUGGCAGUGCUGGCGUCUGGAAGUCUGGGGACAGCUCUCCCCAACACCUCCAUCCUGACUUCUUUACAUUGGCUCCGAUGGUAGCCACCUUCUAGUCAGAGCUCAGAGAAGACAUACUUAAUCAACUCAGCCCCACAGCCAGAACAUGACUGAACUCAGAUCCAAGUUUUGGAUGUCUAACCAGACUCCUUGAAACAUGUAGGUGUCACCAUCAGUUCUAGCAUACUGAGGUCCCGGGUUGGGAGAACAACCCACUGAGCUUCCCACCAGAGGGGACAGGUCUCACCCAUUCACCAGCAGUGGGGGAGGAGAGAGGCUGAAGAGUUAAACAGUUUUAGCUUAUUUCUGAGGGGUUAGGUUCAUGUUGCUCAAUGGUCAGCUGACCUUCUAGCCUGAGCUGGGAAUGGAGCGCUCCUUCCCUGUCGUGGCUACUGAGCCAUGCCAUUGAGUUUGCUUUCUCCAGUGGUCAAUUAACUCCAUUCAUCAGCACUCCCACAUUUGACCAGGGCAGCAGUAAUUAGAGUUCAUGAUGCCCCGAGGCACUGAAAAAAAUCCCCCAAGUGCCUUUCACACUGUCUGAAAGUUACAUUGUGCUUGGUAGUUUUAGUGUUAAGUGUUCUAAUUUAUUUUCUCCUUUUGUUAACACAUAUCAGAC